Messenger RNA from Stylophora pistillata, 1356 nucleotides. RefSeq lists its product as uncharacterized. NCBI's taxonomy places the organism in Eukaryota, Metazoa, Cnidaria, Anthozoa, Scleractinia, Pocilloporidae. The record is from RefSeq and is a predicted model, not a curated record.
AUGGAAACUGUUUCCAAGGCUAAAGAUGGAGGAGAAAGCCGUCGCUCGUCCAGACUACCACAAAAAGUAGUUAUUUUCAUAGUGGCUCUAGGGAUCUGCGUUGGGUUUUCCGUCUGCCUGGAGUUAUUGAGGGAAAGAGUGACUGAACUGGAGGCUGUUGUCACUCGUUUGAGUGAAGUCGACAAGAACGGUCAUGGUCAAGCUGUUGCCUCACAACAACGAAAUCGUCGAGAUUCCCCCAACCCUAACCUUGUUUCCUCGGACGAUAUUCGUAGGGAAAUCAAAGUACAACUAAAAUCGUUAACAGCAUCGCAGCUGUGCUCACCUCAAGAGAAAAUAUGUGUACCAGGUCCCACCGGUCCAAAAGGUGACGCUGGACCCAGGGGACGAAGAGGAAGAAAAGGGUACGCUGGGGAAAAGGGAGAGAUGGGUUAUCCUGGUGUGAAGGGUGCUCGGGGAUCCCCAGGAUUCGAUGGGUUAAAUGGCCUACCAGGGCCAAAAGGAGUGAAAGGAAACAAGGGAGAACGUGGCACAUGCAGAGGUAGGGCCUUGUGCAAAGGUGGCCCAGGAAUACCAGGUCCAAAAGGAGAACAUGGUCCUCCAGGACUCCCUGGCAUCAAAGGUGAGCCAGGACUCGAUGGGUUAAAAGGUCAGAAAGGUUAUGCUGGGCUGCCAGGACAAAAAGGUGAACUUGGACCAAAGGGUGAUACUGGUGCUUGUACAAGACGGGGUGCGUGCAUAGGAUUCAAAGGUGAACCUGGAAACCCAGGACCAAAAGGCCAACCUGGAAUCGCAGGACCACAGGGCCCCAAAGGUAAUGAGGGAUACCCUGGGGUGAAAGGAGAAAAAGGUGAAACUGGAACAAAAGGAGACAACAGAGUGUGCACUAGAGGGGCCAGGUGCAGAGCGAUCAAAGGUGACCCUGGAAUGCCUGGAUUAAAAGGAGAACCUGGAACUGCUGGACCCCACGGUAAGAAAGGGGACAAAGGGAGUGAAGGGUACCCAGGAUAUGAUGGCAGCAAAGGUGAGGCAGGAGUGAAAGGUGCUCCAGGUCCCACUGGACCCCGUGGCUAUAAGGGGAAUGAAGGGCUCCCAGGAGUUGUAGGCCAAAAAGGUGAAGCCGGGCUACCGGGACGAAAAGGUGAUCCAGGACCAAAAGGGGACUAUGGAGCAUGCACAAGGGGUAGCCCUUGUAUCAGUGUUAAAGGCGAUCCUGGAAUGCCUGGACCAAAAGGAGAACGUGGAACAAAUGGACUCCCUGGGCCACCUGGAAUAAAAGGCAUACCUGGAUCAGAUGGAGCUGUAGGACCAAAGGGUGAACAAGGUCAGAAAGGAGAAAAAGGACAACUGGAUUAA